AUUCAUUUCCUCUGAACCCGGAAGCAAAUGACUCAAACAUUGCGGACUUACAGGUGAGCGUAGCGGCUCUCCUUGCCGAACGACCAAGAAUAAUGUCCAAAAACCACAAAAUAGUGUUCAUUUUUGGAGGAUUCAUAACAGCCGUCGCUGCUGCGUUCUAUCCCAUCUUCUUCUACCCGCUCACUCACAAAAAUGAGUACAGAGAAGUCCAGAAGACGAAUCGCUCAGGAAUCGAACAGGCCGACGUGCAGCCCCUUGGUGUGAAAAUUUGGUCCGAUCCGUUCAAGAAGUGAUUGCCGAUGGAUGUCGCUCCGCUGGCGUGUGAGUCCGCCAAGGAUUUGACUUUGUAUCCAUUAUGCGAAGGGGACCCACAAUGGAAAAACGACUUUUUAAUGUUGAGCACAGCACGGCCUGCACGUCUACGUUGUAGUAAUGAGGGUUGGAGUCCUGUGUGGAGUUUGCAUGAUUGACAUGUGCCAGCCAUUAUAAAAUAAACCUAUUGAAAAUAUUUUUAAUGAUAAAA
This is a messenger RNA of Syngnathus acus (greater pipefish), 523 nucleotides long. RefSeq names its product small integral membrane protein 20 (gene smim20). The coding region runs from base 93 to 293 and encodes 66 amino acids. Gene Ontology annotation, cellular component: mitochondrial inner membrane. The transcript is spliced from 3 exons. Gene Ontology annotation, biological process: mitochondrial respiratory chain complex IV assembly. NCBI's taxonomy places the organism in Eukaryota, Metazoa, Chordata, Actinopteri, Syngnathiformes, Syngnathidae. The record is from RefSeq and is a predicted model, not a curated record.